GAAGAAGAAGAGUGUAGUUUAUUUUGUGAGCGGUUUGAAGGGGGAGUGUAAAGAUGGUUGCUUCUGUCACUAAAUCACAACGGGCUCCGUUUAGGAGUUUCUGUGUUUUAUUUCCAAUGUUUCGCUUGAAAACCAUCCGUCCGUUAAUAUGUCUGUUAGUCACCGUUUGUGUUUGGACGAGCCAGUCGUUGGCGGAGGACACGGACUUUAUGGAGGAGUUUAUGAAGCGGGAAUAUUCUCUGGCGAAGCCGUACCGAGGACUGGGUUUCUCUAGUUCUUCACAGUGGGACCUGAUGGGCACUGCCAUGGUCACACCCGACCAAGUGAGGCUGACUCCAGAUCUGCAGAGCAGGCAGGGAGCUGUGUGGAGUCGAAUUCCUCUCGUCUUGCGGGAUUGGGAGCUCAAGGUGCAUUUUAAAAUCCAUGGUCAGGGAAAGAAGAACUUAAACGGGGAUGGACUGGCCAUCUGGCUAACCAGAGAUCGCAUGCUGAAUGGUCCUGUGUUUGGCAACAUGAACCAGUUCACUGGACUUGGAAUAUUUGUGGACACUUACCCCAACGCUGACAGGACCCAUGAUAAGACACAAGCUGGAACUCAGAGGACCUUCCCUUACAUAUCAAUGAUGCUGGGGAACGGCACCCUGUCGUAUGACCAUGAUCGUGAUGGGCGACCCACUGAGAUCGGAGGAUGCACGGCUUUGGCACGCAAUUCGGUUCAUGACACUUUUCUCCUCGUCAGAUACUCUAAAAACAGGCUGACGCUCUUGGUUGAUGUCGAUGGUAAACAGGAAUGGAGAGACUGUGCCGACGUUACAGGACUGCGACUACCUACAGGAUACUUCUUAGGUGCCUCCUCAGCCACUGGAGACCUGUCAGAUAACCAUGACAUCAUCUCCAUGAAGUUGUACCAGCUGACCGUGGAGAGGACUCCAGAGGAGGAGGAAGAGGAGGAGGUCACCAUCCCCAGAGUUGACAACAUGGAACAGUUCCAAGUGGAAGUGGAGGAGGAAGGAAUGAGCGGCGUCCAGUUCUUCUUCACCCUCCUCUUCUCCAUCCUGGGCCUGGGCGUGCUGGCAGUGGUAGGGCUGAUGGUCUACGGCCGCUGGAAGGAGAACAAACGCAAGCGCUUCUAUUGAUAAGAAAGCAGUAGAUCCAGCUAGGUUUUCAGAACGUGUGUUUCUUAAUCGACAAACACGACAACAAUGCAAAGACUGCCGUAGCUUUACCGAACAACACGAAUCAAACGAACAAACGACCUCAUGAGCAGCUGAGGUGAUGAGAACAGACGAGCCAGCUGUAAAAUGCUCUUUUUGAAGUGUUCUGGAAGGUAGAUGAGAUAAAGCUGCUCUUGUGAUUUCAUUUUAUUUUUUUCUUUUAAAAUACGCUCAUCUCAGCUUAAAGCACAGUGGGGCUUUGGUGUCCUUCUGCUCGGUGAGACGCUGCGUCCACCAGCAGGAAGAGAGACCAGCUCCACAAUCAGCAGCAGAAUCAGAUGCUGUGUGGACUUCACUGACCACGUUCCAGGAUUCCUGCAGACCAGAUCCAGCUCUCAGUGGGUGGGACAGAUCCUACAGGGGGACAGUAAGUGAAGAUGUGAAGAUGAUGGCAGCAGUUUGGUGAUUAUCAUUUAAGUCAGAGGAGUCAAACUCAUUCUAGUUCAGGUUCCACAUUCAGCCCAGUCUGAUCUCCAGUGGGUCGGACCAGUGAAAUCACAGCAUAGUAACCUAUAAACAACGACAACUCCUAAAUUUAUUCACAGCGAUCUGGAAUAUAGCUGUGAAUAUAUAGUAUUUUACUUUAUGAUCAAAACGACAAAGUCAGACCAAAAAAGACACCCCCCCCCACCAAAAACAAAAAUAUUACAAAAACGAGACACAGAAUGACAAAAACGAGAAAAAACCUGACAAAAUAUGAGACAAACGACUGCAAACAAAACCAAAAAGAGCAAAGAUUAGACCAAAAGUUACAAAGCGACAGAAAAAUGGAAAAACAACAUAAGCGAGACAAAACAAGCACAAAACGACGUAUAAACCAGUGUUAGCUAGCAGGCAGCUAGCAGAGCAGGAUCCUAGCAGGAGGUGUGCCUUUCAGCUGGUAGACCUGUGAAAAUGAAGGAUGCUGUUGAGAUGAGUGUGGUGUGUGGAGGCUACAGCUAACAGUCCUCUGCAGCUCCUCUAACUCCGUGUGAUAAAACCAAAAAACAUGCAUGAUUUCAAUUCUGGUGCCGUCCUCAUUAAAGUCCUCCACUCCCAGCACUCCUUCAGUGCUUGCAGUACUAACCACUAGUCUCAUUAUGUACCAGUACCAGGCACUAUCUGCAAUAAAAUGCUGAAUCUCUGGAACUAUCUCUUAACAGCCACCCUGCAGGAUUUCAUUUAGGGGAAGAUGGAGAAGUCACAGAGACCCAAAUCUAGUAAAUAAUGUGUCUGUAGUUACUGUGCUCUACCGUGGAGCACCCAUGUUUCAUAAAGACGCACCACAAAUAGUCCCAGAACGUUUUGAUUACCGUUUGUUGAGCCCUGCCCACUUGUUCAGAAAUCUGAUCACAUCUGAAGGAUUUCUACUGAGCCAGGUCCACAUAUUCACUGUUCCUCAGAUGGCUGAACAUAAAGAUGCUACAGAUCAUAUUUUACUGUCGCUCAAAUCAUCCCUUCAGAAGAACUGUAAAUCCUGCUGUUGCUUCUCCUCCCAUUUGGAAACGUUUCACCCACUAGGAAGUGGCUCCGGUCUGCAGAGUUGUAGUGUGUAGUUCCCUUUCCCUCCACUUUAAUCUAACUUGUAGCUGCUGUGAAGACCAGUCAACCUGUGGAUCAUCUAGACUUCUUGCUGCACUGAUAAAGUCUAACUGUACUGAGCUCCCAUGCACUGAGAGCACCUUAAGUCAGGCAAAGCGCUUCUAUCAGCUCACAUAACGAGUGGAUUUCUGUUAGCUGACUGUAAAUGUGCAGUUACUGAAACGUUGAGCUCGAUGUUGUACAUUAGGAGAAAGAUUGGAGUGAGCAGUGCUGCUUAAAGUGCCUCGCUAGGACCAAUAAAGAUGAGCUCCUGUUUGAUCUUCAGUCUUUUCUGCGGGUUUGAGCUCCGCUUUGUUUCACUGUUUGGCAUCAUGAUUUAUUUGGCUUCGUUUGACUUCUGAACUUACCAAGAGUUCCUGUCAAAUUUUAUUCAAAAUCACCAUUGUGCUCCCAGCAUCGUUUUAGAAACAGCUUUUCUGUGGAAAGGAGUUUCAUCAAUAGAAACGUUUUUACAUUUCAUCCACUAAUUCAUUCGCGAUAAUGUUGCUUUAGACUUGAGUAGGCACUGUGAACUAAAUAGCCAUAAAGAGGAUUUUGUAGAUGUGAGUUUAAACUGAUGACUUUGUGUGAGUAUGAAUGUUUACUGUUGAAUUAUUGAACCUGUACUAGGACUGACGCCAUCAUUUACGUUGGUGCCUUACUGCAGCUGUUCUACUUCUAUUACUAGCUUGCAUUUUAGCGACAUCUUUCCUCUGUUAUUCUGGUUUUACUGUAGCAUGGGAAGGAGCGCUGAAGUCUUCCAUGUUUUCCUUCUUUGGUUGUAAAGAUGGCUGCUGGCUGAAGUCAUUAAAACUACUAAAUGUCAGCUUCAUAAAUAGGCUGCAAACAUUUUAAAAACUUGCUGGUAAUACACACAGAACAUUUUAAACAACUUUUUACAAUGCUAACAUGUCUGCUCAAGAACAGACGACCGCUGGACACGGGAAGGUUAUUCAGAUGAGCCUUUUUCACAGCAGACAUUUGUCAGACAGGUUUUAAAAAGUGAAAAUCAGCUGAAUAGAAUAAAAGAUAUCAACCUGCUGCAGACCCACAGUGCUAACGUAUCCUCCAGCCUGAGGGAAAGGUUGGACUGGUUCUGUUGAGCUAACUAACCCCACAGCUCCAGAUUUCUGUCCCCGUCUAAACUCCUAAUGUUCGACAUAACCGACUCAUGCGGCGAUGGCAUUCAUCAGACUGAUGCUGAGGCUUUCUCUGCAUUUCCCCUCAUUCACCUGAGGACACACUUUGAUAUGUAAACUCAGUGGAGAUUCUGUUUUUCCUUGAAACAACAGCAGCAGCUGUAAAGUCUGAACCCUUACAGAGUGACCUGAGUCCAUUUCAGCGGUUCUUGUUGUCGUUCUUGUACCUGAAUAUUUGGUUUUCUGAUCAUGAUUCAAACCAGGUGAGACUCCAGAGAGAUUUCAAGCUAAAAGUUCCACUUCUGUGUCAGUGUGUUUUCUGACUGCAGGCUUCUCCUGUGUGAUAAUUUGGAUUUUUCUUUACAAAAACGAAACCAACAAAAAACUAGUGUCAGGUUUGAUCUGUGUUUGUCUGUGAAGCAUCAAGAAUACACAAUAAAACUGUGAGUAUUUCAUGAAAGUCUCUGACACUGAAGUAACACCAGCACUCAGGUUAUUCAUUAGUUAUUUGUAGAAUGCCAUUUUUCAAGACUGUUCCCCAAAAGACUGACUUUCAGUGAAGUAAAACACACUGUCAUAGUGACGUGUUUGCAGUAGGAGCUUUCCCAGGAACAAUACGGAUGCUGUUAGAAAUCAGGAGACCAGUAACCCACAUUUGGAAGCCGUAGACAUUUUAUUGAAAAGAAGAAUUUAGCAAAGUUUAGAAUAACAAACUGCAAAACAGAGCUUAAGUUUUCGAUCUUUUUUUUAAUGAUCCUUCAGCGCUGAGAGGCUUUUCCUACAGACAGUGCUGAUAAAGAGAAGCAGCUGCUUCAGAGCUGUAAAGCCACAUUUAUAAAGUAUUUAAUCAGGAAUGAGUUGGAAGAACUAAGCCGAUAACCUGAAAGAUGCUAUAAAUCCAAUCUGGAGCCAAUAAGGGACUCGACUGAUACUCUGUUAUUUAGUCGAAACACUGGAGAGGAUUUCAUGGGUCUGUUGUGUGUUCUUAAAUGCUUCAUCAUAGUUCUCAGAUUUUGAAGCCAUGUCAAUCAGUAGCUGAUGAUACUUUAAACCUGGUCAUGGUUUUGUUUAGAGUUACCUCUGAAAGGUUUACUGUUGUUUCUCUUCUUCUGUGGUUUUAAUAGGUGCUUGUUCUAGUCUUUACUGUGUCAGACAUUUGUUCUAAUCAGUACAUUGAACAUGAGCCAUGCCUGUAGCAACCAGCCCUGUAGGUAAUCUUAAAGUUCACCCAGUUGUGCUAAAAAUCCAAACCCUGUUCAGAACAAAGUGUGAGUGGAGAGCAGAUGUUGGUUAAGCUCCUGUGUCAGAUUUUGUUUUUCAAUAAAAGUUUCUAUGGUGAUUUUC
Messenger RNA from Acanthochromis polyacanthus (spiny chromis), 5257 nucleotides. It is a transcript of the gene lman2lb, whose product is annotated as lectin, mannose-binding 2-like b. Gene Ontology annotation, biological process: Golgi organization; endoplasmic reticulum organization; endoplasmic reticulum to Golgi vesicle-mediated transport. The record is from RefSeq and is a predicted model, not a curated record. NCBI's taxonomy places the organism in Eukaryota, Metazoa, Chordata, Actinopteri, Pomacentridae. The transcript has 9 exons. Gene Ontology annotation, molecular function: D-mannose binding. Gene Ontology annotation, cellular component: endoplasmic reticulum-Golgi intermediate compartment; endoplasmic reticulum membrane; Golgi membrane. The coding region runs from base 54 to 1136 and encodes 360 amino acids.